AUGGCGAACUCUCAGAAUUGUUACAACGCGCCGCUACUUCAGCCGGUACUCGCGCCCGAGAACAGGGAACCCAAUCCAAUGGCCCACCAUCCGCUGGCACCCAACAUGAUGGGUUUCCCGAGUGCGAUCCGACUGACGGGCUCGUUGGGCGCCAUCAGCAACCGCGGACUACUUUCUGUACUGCAGCGGGACGUGCGGGAUGUACGGGACGUGCGGGAUGUGCGGGAUGUGCGCGAUGUACGGGACGUGAGAGAUGUGCGGGACGUGCGAGAUGUGCGAGACGUGCGAGACGUCCGAGAUGUGCGAGAUACUCGCGAGCGUGAGCGUGAACGCGAGCCCGAACACGAGCGGCCGCACAACGUGCCCGGCUUCUACACAAACGCCAAUAAUCUGCACGCAUCUCUACACCGCACAAUCCCACGUAUAUCGGCGGCGGUGGACAGCCCCCUACUAGACGGCGCGCUGAGCGGUUUGGGCGGGCUGGGCGGCAUGGGCGGCCUGGGCGGCCUGGGCUUCACCCGCGCCGAGCGGUCGCUGCAGGGAGAGAUCCGCCGCUCCUUCCACCGGCCCGGCGACGCAAGGCACGACACCGGCCGCUCCAUCCCGCGCAACCUCAACAUCGCCUCGGUCACUGACGCCGCCGAUCUUACCACCUUUGAUGUCGAUGACAGAUCAAACGUUCGUCUGACAAGCGGCGGACGGUCCCGGGCACACAGCGAAGAGCAGAACGUGGGCGGCGCGGACGGCUGUGGCACGGGCUCAGCCGCAGGCUCUGGGGUUAGUGCGGGCGUGGGUUCAGGGCCGGUGGGGGCAGUGGCGGCAGUGGGCACCAAACCCCCCGCGCCGCCGCCCGCCGAUCCGCCGCUCUCCGCGCCACCAACCACGUUGCCGCUCACCGUCGAUAAGCCGUCGUGCGUGUGCAGCUACGAGGCGAGCGCUCCAGGGGGGGAGGGCGGCGAGGGGGCCGAGGGGGAGGACGGCGAUGACUACCGCAGCGAGUGCGAGAACUGCAAGUCCGCCGGCAGCUCCAGGUGGGUGUUGUCGGAGGGGUGGGAGGGGUGCGCGACGCAGACGCUGCAGCGCCGCGCGCCCGCGCCCGCCACGCCGCCGCCCGCCACCGCCACGCUGCCGCAGCCCGUCACCAAGCAGAGUCGAUCAUCGGUGAACGGUCCGUCGAACUGGGAGAACUGGUUCAACACCAUCAUGGACUCCGACACCGAGUCCGAGGAGGAAUGAGUUUUAAUUGACUUCGACGAAGUCAAUAACAGUGCACUCGAAAGAGACAUACACACAAACCUUUAACAUAGUGUUACGAAUCGCUGAGAAUGAGCAAUACAAAUAUUUUAUUCGACAAUGUAGAGCUGUCAGUGUACACGAGUUUUAUCGAUAUUCGUUCACGAUAGAAAUACGUUCGAUUAUUUACAAAGGUAUUGUCGAUAGUCGAUGUUUUGUGUUUGAUCAGGCGGUAAUUUGGACCUAAGUUAAUGUACGUAAAAUCUUAUGUAUGAUGUCAAUAAACCGCUCCAACGUUAAUCUUAGAUCCGAUCUCGAGAAUAAAUCAUUUGUUAGCAUAGCAAAUAACUUUAUUCUGUUUGGUCCAUUUUAGCGAUCGAUCGAUAAAAAGCGAUUGGGAUGCCUCAUUGAAUUUGAACGAAAUUAAAUUUACGACGAAUUGUCAGUUAAAACACUUAGGUAGGUCCUUACGUACCCUAACUUAUGUCGAUCCGUUCUAGUGUUUUGCCCAAUAUCGAUAAAUAAACCUUUUCGAUCCUAAAUUAAUUUUUUAUGAGUGCUGGUAUAUUGUAACGUUGUUUGUAUUUUGUGUGUUGUGACGUUUUGUAGAUUUUAGCUAUCCCUAAUAUUUUGUUUAUUGCAUACGUUGUUUUUUUAAGUUGGGUUGGUAUAUACACUCUUUAUUUUAUUUGUUAAAAACAAAAGAUAAAGGAGCGCCAAAAAUUUGACGACCAUUGAGAUACAAAUCAUUUGAUAGUAUCACAUGAUUUAGAUUAUCAAGUUCUAUGACUCAGGAUCUGAUUUAGAGUAAUUACGGUAAUGCAUUCUCAGAAUUUCCUUUACUUAUUAUGUGGAUAUGAUAUGAUUUUAAAUAUCCUUAUUUAGAAUAGUUCUUGUGUAAUAUUUUUUUAACAUUCCAUACUAUUAAGUAGAUAUUGUUGCUGAGACCAAUGCAUCACAAACUAGUAAUAAGUCUAACGAGUGACCAAACACGCUUUAUAUGGCACAUUUGAUGUGUUUAUUUUUUAUAUAUUUCAGUUAUAUUUGUAUAUUACGUAAGUAUUAGUUGCCUAAUGUUGAUUUUGUUUGAUGUUAUGCCAAAGAAUUUUAAGUUGUUAUCUUUACGACUUAUUUUUGUUUUCGUUUCUAGUUUUCAUGACAUACUUAAUAACGAUCUGUUACAUCUCAAAUACUAUUAUUUUUGAAUCUAAGUAGUUCGUUAGUACAGAUUUUAUUAAUUAGUCGUGUUCAGUCAAUAGUUUUAAUAUUAAUGUAUACAACUUGUUCUGUAUAAUUGAAAGUAUCUCUAUUGUACAUUUAAUGAAGAUUGCUAGAAUAUUACUGUGUGCCAAAAAUUUCGAAUUGUUACCAUGAGACAGCUGAUUUGAAUAUCACGCGUUUCAUGAGAUACCAAAGUUUUUCGCAGCACGUGGAGUUAUCGAUAAAAUCGCCUUCGAUAAAUAGUUUCUAUUAUUAUUAAAAUUUAUUUAAAAGCAAUAUGUUUUGGUCAGCUGUAUAUGCGGGUACCAUCUUUGAUUUCUUAAUAAUGCGUAACAAAGUUAUUAAAAGAAAUUUUAUAACAAAGAAAAUGUGUUUAAUUUUACAAAUAUGGCGACUUUAACGAUUACUCCACGUAUGUGACUUCAUUCCAGUGUUCAACUUGAAAUGAUUAGAAUGUCGAUUUGAUUACAUAAUAGAUUACAGUAUAAUAUAAAGUAUUACUAAUGUAACGCAGAAGUAACUUAGUUAUAUAUUUUUGUCAAAGUAAGAUCUUUAAUGGUAAUUAAUGUAAGUAAGUUUAAGUACAGGUAGAAUUUUAGAACCUGAAUAAAACUUAGAUUGGUCCUUUGAUGUCGUAUUUCAAGUAAAUAGUGUUUUAAAAAUAUGUAGUAAAUCAAUUUGUUUUAAAAUGUUCUAUAAUAUAUAUUUCGUAAGGGUCAAUUUCUACUAUUGCGCUGGAAAUUUUAUUCGACCAUGAUUGUAAAUGAUGCUUAUAUUUGUGUUAGCGAGGAAAUUGAAAAUAACGUGUCCAUUACUGCACUCUUCAUGGCGAAGAAUGCAUCCUGCAGCAAUGGUUCCCAUAGUCUGGCCUGUUUUUUUAUCCGUGCAACGGCAAUGUGACGGCGCUGCACCUGAUGGUAAGUGGAGUGGGGUCCAAUGGAAUUAAUUUAUUUCCAAACACGUUCAAAAUGCUAUUCCUGCUGGUCCUUACCCGGCGCAUCAGUGCUAUGGGAACAUUAGCAACGAAUUUUAUCUGUUCUUUGCGUGCGUUUUCAUACGUCUCGGUAACCCAAUUGCCAGUCGGAUGCCUGAUCGUAAAAUGGCACAGUAAAGUUUUUUUUUAUCUUUAUAUACAGUGGAUGUAUAAAGGUGGACGUAAUGCCUGAUGUAUUUUCUAAUAGUCAACCUUAAACUUAAAGUUUGAAUUUGUUUAGUUACUUUUUUGGCUGAUUGGACUUAUUUUUUCCGUAACCGAUGUCGGUUACUGCUUAUUGGUUGCGUGGCUACUUUUUGGGAGUAUUGCGCAAUCUUUAGACGGAGUAGGUAGUUGUCCAGAUGUAUGAGAGCUUAUUUGUAGGGAGUUGUUUUUUGUACGUAAGUGUGGCUACGCUUGCGUCCUAAAACCCCCCAUCACGCGGUAGUGUGCUCAAGUUGUUUGCCGGCUUAUGCUAAGGACAGAAAUAUCGCCCAUAUGUUUACCGGAUACGAAUGAGCUACAAGGUUGGCGUUAGCGACUUUACUUGACGCUCCGCCAACCAAUACCUAUGAAACAGUACUGGCUGUAGAUUUGUCUUGCCGUUGCCGAUGGUCUUGAUAGCGAUCGCUGAUUAUCGAUCAUUAAACUUAACAAGUUUUUACAAUUCGACAAAGUACAAUAACUUGUACUGAGAUGUGUAUCUAUAUAUUUUACUUUAUGUAUAAAGUAUGUAUUUACAGAAAAAUAUUUUUAUAAUAAAAUUUAAGUAUGUAUUGUUGAUAUUUUAUAUAAAAUUUUAUUUUUUUAUAUAACGAUAAUUUAGUGUUGUUUGUUGCGUUGUCGAUAACAUCGGCAUAGUAUCAAAAUGGUUUUGUUUUUGAUAUGGGUUCAAAGGACCAAUCUAACCGUGGAGGGUAACAAAGCGAGUUCAUAAUUCAAUUUUACAAUUAAAUACAAAUUAAUAUAAAGUGACUUCCAUUCUUAGUUUCCAAUAGUUUUUCGAUUAAGUUAUACACUUUGUUGUCUUGUGCACCGGUAUAUUUUUUAAAUUUACCAUUUAGACGGAUCGAAAUAAAUGAAAAUAGAAUAUUUAAUAGUCUGACUUUUCAGGGUUGUAAGUAUCGUAGCAAGUGUAAAUUUAGUGUUAAAUCAGGGGUGUCGACUUACCUCAACAUUGCGUACCAAUAUCCUUGUGACAGAUGAUAAUUAUUACGUCGCGUAGCUGCAACGCCAUAACUCAUUUGAAUAUUAAAAAUACUGUUUUUUUUUUCAAUCCAGACUGAAUACUUUUACGUAACGUACAAUUAACUACACUGAUUAUGAAUUAAAUUAUCUAACAUUUGACGUCAGUGAUUUUUAAUUUGUGUUUUUGGGUUUAAUUAAAUAAAAUUAUAUAAGAUAAACAUGAAUUGCAUCAUUGAGAUUGAAUACGUAAAUUAGAGUGAAAUUUUGUUCAGCAGUUUGUCUUUUUAAUUUACAUUACACUCUUAAAAGCUGUGACGUACGCAUUACUUAGAGGUUUUGGAUGUAGGUAUAGGGUUCGAUAUAUCGAUACCAAAUAUUCGUUAGCUGUUGUAUUUUUCGGUGUCAGUAUUCCAAAGAACGGCUGCUAAUUAUCGGUACUGCGUAGGCGGAAAUAUCGAUAUUUGAUUAAAUCCAUCCACAACGUUACCGAUAUCGAGUACGAAUCACCAUUAUAAAUAUUCGAUAGUAUAAGUUCAAAGGUCUUGCUUUCGAACUUUGUGUAAAGUGUCAAUGGUAUUUGACCCCAUAAAGUUUAUUACUCCGUAGAAAGUUGCAAAGCGACUGUGCGUUCAAUUUGUCUCUUUAAUUUCAAAAGUAUACUUUCGUUGUUUUUUUUUUAUUAUUUUAUUAAAACAGAUGAUACGUACCAUACAUUACAAUAGGAGUAAGAGUGCAAUGUAUUUUGUCUUUCUGUUAAAUCAUUAUCGUAAGGAAAUUGGAGACGCCGUUAUUUGUUAAUAUUAUUAAUUAGAUUUUGUCGAUGUAAUACAAAUCUGGAAGUAAUUAGAUUUAUAGAUAUCGAUAUCACAUUAUCACGAAUCUAAUGUGAUCUUAUCGUGGUGAUUAAAAUGAAGAUCAUGUAGUGCGAAUAGAUUGCAAAAUAAUUGUUUUAAAAUUAAAGCACUUUUCAAUAGAACUUUAGACGGAUACAAACCUAUCUGAUAUUUUGUCUUUACUAAUUUAUGCUUGACUAGCGUUUGUUCGUUGCUGCGCCUACGUGAAAAGUAUUUCUAUAAUAAAAGUCCCGCGUUACAUUUUCCUGGCAUAAAAAUUGUCAAUGACCUUCCCAGGGUCUAAAUCUAUCUCCAUUACAAAUUUGAUUGAAAUCUGUUUGGUGAAUUUUAAUUGGUAUGGAAAUAUCUUGAUACUCUGGGAAGGAUAUAGGCUACUUUCAGUUCCCGGAGAAUCUAUAUUGGAUAAAAUGUUUAUUUACACCGUUUGCAAGUUGUAUUGAGAAGUGUUCUACAGAUUUCAUUCUUGUUCAAAACCACAAAACAUAAGUUAAACAAAAUAUCUUUUUACUAAAAAGCAUUAUUAAUCAGUAUUACUAACUUUUAUCCAGUUUGCUCAUACUUAUGUCAAAUAAUUUGAAAGGUAGUUAAAUACUGAUUAAGUAAUUCCCUUAUUUAAAAUGUUUAUUAACUUAAUGUUAAGGCGUAGUUAAGUGUCUUGGCGCGAAUGAUCGAAAUGAUUGGGCCUAUCCGAAAUAUUUUCUUUAAAAUACGCUCAAAGAGUAAUAUAAAAGCCAUCUAUUACAAUAUAACAACUUGGACAUUAAAAGCAAGGGUAUUUAUGUUUCCAUACUGACAAUAUUUGUUACCUUCAUGAAUAACUUGGUUUAUAUUUUUAAUAUUUUCAUUCCAGUACACGCUUAUUUAGAAUAUAUUUUGUUUAUCCACUUGUGGGUAUGUUUGUGCGUAAGAGCGGUAAAUAUCAGUAUUACAUUUUCCGAACUAAAUAUCUAUGUUCAAAAUUAAAACAAUGUAAUAAAAA
This is a messenger RNA of Manduca sexta (tobacco hornworm), 6448 nucleotides long. RefSeq lists its product as uncharacterized. The transcript has 7 exons. The annotation marks the transcript as partial. NCBI's taxonomy places the organism in Eukaryota, Metazoa, Arthropoda, Insecta, Lepidoptera, Sphingidae. The record is from RefSeq and is a predicted model, not a curated record.